Molecule: messenger RNA, 1095 nt
Organism: Pipistrellus nathusii (Nathusius's pipistrelle)
Lineage: Eukaryota; Metazoa; Chordata; Mammalia; Chiroptera; Vespertilionidae
Source: the annotation of a GenBank genome assembly
AUGCUGGGCUCUGGAUUUAAAGCUGAGCGUUUACGAGUCAAUUUGAGAUUAGUCAUAAACCGCCUUAAACUACUGGAGAAAAAAAAAACGGAACUGGCCCAGAAAGCAAGGAAAGAGAUUGCGGACUAUCUGGCUGCUGGGAAAGAUGAACGAGCUCGGAUCCGAGUGGAGCACAUUAUACGGGAAGACUACCUUGUGGAAGCCAUGGAGAUCCUGGAGUUGUAUUGUGACCUUCUGCUGGCCCGGUUUGGCCUCAUUCAGUCUAUGAAAGAGCUAGAUUCUGGUCUGGCUGAAUCUGUGUCUACCCUUAUCUGGGCUGCUCCUCGACUACAGUCCGAAGUGGCUGAGUUGAAAAUAGUUGCUGAUCAACUGUGUGCCAAGUAUAGCAAGGAAUAUGGCAAGUUAUGUAGGACCAACCAGAUUGGAACUGUGAAUGACAGGCUAAUGCACAAACUGAGUGUGGAAGCGCCGCCCAAAAUCCUGGUGGAGCGAUACCUGAUUGAAAUCGCCAAGAACUACAAUGUGCCCUAUGAGCCUGACUCUGUGGUCAUGGCAGAAGCGCCCCCUGGAGUAGAGACAGAUCUUAUUGAUGUUGGAUUCACAGAUGAUGUGAAGAAAGGGGGCCCUGGAAGAGGAGGCGGUGGGGGCGGGUUCACAGCCCCCGUUGGUGGACCUGAUGGAACAGUGCCCAUGCCCCUGCCUAUGCCCAUGCCAUCUCCGAGUACUCCUUUCUCAUACCCACUUCCAAAGGGACCAUCGGAUUUCAAUGGAUUGCCAAUGGGGGCUUUUCAGGCCUUUCCCAAUGUUCAUCCACCUCAGAUACCAGUUCCCCCGUCAUAUGAAUCUGCCGAUGAUAGUAAUGCUGAUAAGAAUGUCUCUUCUGCACAGAUUGUUGGUCCGGGACCCAAGCCAGAAGCCUCUGCAAAGCCCCCUUCAAAAGCCGUGGACACCUAUGACAACUUUGUCCUUCCAGAGUUGCCGUCCGUGCCAGAUACACUACCAACUGCAUCUGCUGGUGCCAACACCUCGGCAUCUGAGGACAUUGACUUUGAUGAUCUUUCCCGGAGAUUUGAAGAGUUGAAAAAGAAAACAUAG